GGAGGCGGGAGGAAUCGGCAGCAGGCGGCGGCCGCUGCGCUCAGUUCGGCCGCGCAGCGGGAGGGAGGCGCGAGGCAGGAGCCGGCGGCUGGGCUCGGCAGCGCAUCCAGCGCAGCGCGGCGCCCCGGGCCCGGCUCCAUGCCCGCAGUCCAGCCGGACCACCCUUGAGCGCGGGCACCUCGCCCGCGCCCCCUGCCCGCCGGCACCAUUGCCCCGACGGCGCGGCCGGGCGGCCCGGCGCUCCCCAGGCUCCGCGCCGGCCGGAAGACGCUGCUGGCGGCCGCCGCGGGCGUGGUGAUGCUGCUGGUGCUGGUGGUGCUCAUCCCCGUGCUGGUGAGCUCGGGAGGCCCGGAUGGCCACUAUGAGAUGCUGGGCACCUGCCGCAUGGUGUGUGACCCCUACCCCGCGAGGGGCCCCGGCGCCGGCGCGCGGCCCGACGGCGGCGACGCCCUGAGCGAGCAGAGCGGCGCGCCCCCGCCCUCCACGCUGGUGCAGGGCCCCCAGGGGAAGCCGGGACGCACAGGCAAGCCGGGCCCCCCUGGGCCCCCCGGGGACCCAGGUCCUCCGGGUCCUGUAGGGCCACCCGGGGAGAAGGGUGAGCCGGGCAAGACCGGCCCUCCCGGGCUGCCAGGCGCGGGGGGCAGCGGCGCCAUCAGCACGGCCACCUACACCACGGUGCCGCGCGUGGCCUUCUACGCCGGCCUCAAGAAUCCUCACGAGGGUUACGAGGUGCUCAAGUUCGACGACGUGGUCACCAACCUCGGCAACAACUACGACGCGACCAGUGGCAAGUUUACGUGCAAUAUUCCCGGCACCUACUUUUUCACCUACCACGUCCUCAUGCGCGGCGGCGACGGCACCAGUAUGUGGGCGGACCUCUGCAAGAACGGCCAGGUGCGGGCCAGCGCCAUCGCCCAGGACGCAGACCAGAACUACGACUACGCUAGCAAUAGCGUGAUCCUGCACCUGGAUGCGGGGGACGAGGUUUUCAUCAAACUGGAUGGGGGCAAAGCGCACGGAGGCAACAGCAACAAGUACAGCACCUUCUCCGGCUUCAUCAUCUACUCUGAUUAAGCUCCUCCAUCCCCUAUUCCCCCUGGGCUCCCCCUCCGGGUGGGGUAAAGGAUGACCCAUCCUCGCCUACCCCCUCGCAGCCCUCCCGGCUAUGACGCCCCUGGCCCGUCCUCACCACCUUCCGGGCCGCAGCUAGCCCUCCCGCCGGCUCACCGCAGAGCCGGGUCCAGCGUGCUCUGUCCUCGUUCCCCGGGAGGUGGUGUUGACCGUCCCCGCCCCGGCCCGCGCUGUAUAUUUGUACAGUAAGAUUGUUUAUUGCCCACCCUACCCACCAGCCCGCCCCAGCAGGGGUGGGGGAGAGGCCUCAGCGGGUUCCUCCCCGUGCUCGGAUGUGCUGCCCACCUGCUCUGGGGUAGCGCCGCCUGGGGGAGGGGUUGGUUGGGGGCUGGAUGGCUUCCCAGCUACAGCCCUUGGCCGGCUGCUGCCCGUCUGACCAAAGCUAUAAUAAAACACUUCCACCCC
This is a messenger RNA of Bubalus bubalis (water buffalo), 1536 nucleotides long. It is a transcript of the gene C1QL1, whose product is annotated as complement C1q like 1. Gene Ontology annotation, molecular function: protein binding. The transcript has 2 exons. NCBI's taxonomy places the organism in Eukaryota, Metazoa, Chordata, Mammalia, Artiodactyla, Bovidae. The record is from RefSeq and is a predicted model, not a curated record. Bases 298 to 1074 code for a protein of 258 amino acids.